Messenger RNA from Brugia malayi, 582 nucleotides. RefSeq names its product dephospho-CoA kinase family protein. Gene Ontology annotation, molecular function: dephospho-CoA kinase activity; ATP binding. The coding region runs from base 1 to 582 and encodes 193 amino acids. Lineage: Eukaryota; Metazoa; Nematoda; Chromadorea; Rhabditida; Onchocercidae. Gene Ontology annotation, biological process: coenzyme A biosynthetic process. The transcript has 5 exons. The record is from RefSeq and is a predicted model, not a curated record.
AUGUAUUUGAUUGGUUUAACCGGUGGUAUAGCAACCGGGAAAAGUACUGUUUCACAAAUUUUUGUCGAAAAUCAUGUGCCAGUUAUUGAUGCAGAUUUGAUUGCUCGUGAAGUUGUUGCACCAGGCGAAAAUGCAUAUGAGAAAUUGCGCCAGCAUUUUGGUGAUGAAUUCUUUGAUAGUGUAAGUGGUGAAUUAUUAAGGAAAAAAUUCGGUGAUUUGGUUUUCUCUGAUGAAAAUGUUCGUCAUUUGGUGAAUUCAAUUACACAUCCUGAAAUACGUAAAACUAUAGCACUUCGAAUUUUGCAAUAUUUUUUUCGUGGUGAAAAAUUUGUUGUUUUAGAUCUUCCAUUACUUUUUGAAGCUGGUUAUGCGAGAAUUGUGCAAUCAAUAGUAUUGGUAGACUGUCUUGAAAAUAUUCAAUUGAAACGCUUACAACAACGAGAUAAUAUUGAUGAAAAAGCCGCUCGAAAACGGAUCAAUGCACAAUAUCCGAUGUAUGAUAAACGUCAUCGUGCAACUCAUAUUGUGAAUAAUAGUGGUGCUAUUGAGGAGACUCGAGCUCAAAAUUUGAAACGAUUUUGA